UUUAAUUUAAAUUCAUAAGUGAUAAAGAUAAACCUUAUCAGCAAAACUCUCAGGAACUGUAUCAGACGCUGUAGUGGACAUCUGAGUGGUGGACUUCAGUAGGAGUAAACACGCCUCGUAUUGAAUUGUGGGCUGUGUCCUUGAAUAGCCCAGUGGCAGAGGGGACUCCUCUGAGGAAAGUGGGGAGGGAGCUAGCGUGCGAUCAACUUUCCGUUUCAAAACAGCCAUGAUUAUCACAUUCAUUUUAAUCAUCACGUUACUAUGGCUGCUGUUCAAAUAUUGGGUCUCCAAUUACAAAUAUUGGGACGAAAAAGGAAUUCCAUCUAUACCCGGGAGAUUUCCUUACGGUAGUGAACUCAACUUGACGUUAUUUAAAAAAUUUUUGGGAGAAGUGUUCCAAGAGAUGUGUCAAAAAUUCCCGUCAUCGCCUUAUUUUGGAGCUUACUUAAUGAGAAAACCGAUUCUUAUUAUCAGAGAUCCAGAGUAUGUUCAGAUGGUGUUAGUAAAAGAGUUUUCCAGCUUCAGGGAUAGGCUGUUCGUUAAGAUACCUGAAUCUGAUAUGCUUUCACAACACCUCGUCAACUUGGAAGGUGAUAGAUGGAAAGCACUCCGUAACAAACUGAGUCCAACGUUUACAAGUGGUAAAAUGAAGACUAUGUUUCCAUUUUUUCUCAAAAGUUCUGAGAGUUAUGGUUCACUACUUCAAUCCCACGUCGACAGCAUUAUUGACGUAAAAGAUUUGGCCUCGAGGUAUACAACAGAUGUUAUUUGCAGUUGUGCUUUUGGUUUAGAUACGAAUGUCAUGGAGAACGAAAAUAGUAACUUGAUUAAACUUGGAAAGAAUAUAUUAUCGAUUAAUUUCAAGCUCCUCUUUGCAUUCCUCAUGACGACAACAUUUCCGAAAUUUUCUGAAUAUUACCAGUUCAGAUGUACUCCUGAAAAAAAAGAAAGCCAGGUAUUUGUCUACAAUCUCGUAAAAGAUACCAUUAAACAGCGAGAGGAGAAAAAUAUCAAAAGGAAGGAUUUUCUUGAUCUCUUGCUUCAACUAAAAAAUAAAGGAAAUUUGGACGACGAGCAGGAUGAAGUAAUAGAAGAAAAUAUUCCACCUUUCGAUAUGAACUUGGAAAGGCUGGCAGCACAAUGUUUUGUUUUCUUCGUGGCUGGUUACGAAACCUCCAGCUCAGUCCAGUCCUUUUGCCUCUAUGAGCUGGCCUUGAACCCUGCAAUGCAAGAAAGAGUCCAAACCGAGAUAGACCGGAUGGAACAACUGCAUGCUGGUGUUACCUACGAUGCUGUGAAGGAGAUGACCUAUCUGGAUAUGGUAGUCUCAGAAACGAUGAGGAAAUAUCCAACUCUUCCAGCCUUGUCAAGAUUGUGUACCAAAUCAGUGACGAUGCCGAAUGGAGAUGAAAUUGAAAAAGGGACAUUCCUUUACAUCCCGGUUUGGGCUCUACAUCACAAUCCAGAAUAUUUUCCAGAGCCGGAUAAAUUUAAUCCAGAAAGAUUCUCUGAAGAAAAUAAACACACCAUCAAUCCAUUUGCGUACAUACCAUUCGGCGAGGGACCAAGAUUUUGUAUUGGAAAGAGGUUUGGCCUUCUUCAGACAAAAAUGGGACUCAUAACCAUUUUGAGAAACUACUCUGUUGAACCCUGCGGAAGUACUCAAAUUCCAUUGAGAAUGAGCAGUGCUCCAUUAACGACGACAACUGAGCCAAUAAAAUUAAAACUUGUCAAGAGGAAAUUCCUUUGACUCCUUCCAUUGGGUCAAUGCUGAGCUCUUUAUGAAGCCAACUGAAUUAAUGAUUAUAUGUCUCUCUCAUUCCUAUCUGUUGCAAUAGGUUGUUAGGGCAGUUAUUUUAAUAUAUUGUUUCCUUUCCAGUUCGUUUACCUAUUAAUAAGAAUAUUUUGUACUGUAGUAAUUGUGAUAUUGGAUAAAGUGUGGAACAUAUUUUGGAAUAGCUAAAUUGUAACCAAUUAUUAAUAAAUAAAGUUUAAUUUUUUAUUUA
Molecule: messenger RNA, 2006 nt
Organism: Nezara viridula (southern green stink bug)
Lineage: Eukaryota; Metazoa; Arthropoda; Insecta; Hemiptera; Pentatomidae
Source: the annotation of a GenBank genome assembly